Coregonus sp. 'balchen' is the source of this 33980-nucleotide messenger RNA. NCBI's taxonomy places the organism in Eukaryota, Metazoa, Chordata, Actinopteri, Salmoniformes, Salmonidae. The record is from the annotation of a GenBank genome assembly.
AUGAAGGAAAAGUCCAAGAAUGCAGCGAAGACGAGACGAGAGAAAGAAAAUGGAGAAUUUUAUGAACUGGCGAAAUUACUGCCUUUACCUUCGGCCAUCACAUCACAACUGGAUAAGGCUUCAAUCAUUCGGCUGACAACCAGUUACUUGAAGAUGAGAGCCGUGUUUCCGGAUGGUGAGUUAUGCUACCACUAUCAGUUGAAUGAUUCAUCAUAAUUAUGUCGUCUGGAGAAGAGGAACAUGUCAGCUCUCAAAACAUAAUAUUGGUCUUUGUAUUAUGGUUUUAACAAAUACACAAUAGAACGGGGCAGAGAAAAUAACAAAAUAAAUGUUAAUUUUGAACGCAGCAGGACACUCAUAUGUCCAAAAUAUAAUCACAUUUUCGAAGUCAUGUAGAUUUUCAUUUUCACUUCCCCAAGUUAAUGUUUCCAUGGAAAAUGUGAGUUUUAUUUCGAAAAUUAUUCUCCAGUAGAAUAAGUGCUAUAGAAAUUAUAAAUAUCAAUAUACAGGUGCGUAGUGACAGUGACCAUGCGUGCGUAAAAGUGUCAUUAUAAUUGUCACCAACUUUCCCUUUCCCACCUGGUCAUGCAAUUAAAAAAUUUACUUAUUUUACAAGUUUGUUCACCUGAUUUAUGUUUUCACUCCUAAACAAGUGGCUCUAGAUUUUAUGAUAAAUCAUCCAAUUAUGGUCAAUAAAACGAACACUUCGACAGGCUAAACCCCAGGAAAUCAGCCCUCUGCCUCUCCUAGAAUUGGUCUGUCAUCACUCAUAAAGUCACAGAAACAUUUAAGGCACGGACUAAGGGCCACGCGUUAGUUCUAGAUUUGAGUAGCUUAGUUUAUGACCAUUUCACUAAUAGUGUGAUAUCUUGUGGAAUCAAAUAAAUAAAUAAACUGUAUACAAUAUUACAAAACACUAUAGGCUACAUAAGAAAACUUAACACCCGUGACAAAACAGAAUAUGGGCUAAUUAAUUAUAUAGAUGAAGUAGGCAAAUAGCCUCGAGAAAUGCAUUCUGCUGGCUAUUUCAAAAGUACAGACCAUAGGCUGCGGGUUAAAUUGUAUGAACUUACAAGUGAAAUAUUAGUUUAGCGCUUUGGUUAUAGCAAAUAUAUUUAUAUUUAGAUAGGGUUGUUUCACCUUAAUUACAUUAUUUCAAACGAAAUAUAACUUUCUAAUUAGUUGUAGACAGUAUCCUUGCCUAAGUAGACCUAGGCUAAAAUACAGUCUGCCAUACAUUUUUUGUUUUUAUGUUCUCUUUUGACAUAUUGAUUAUCCUAAAAUCAGAUGUAACCUAUUGAUUAUUGUCUGGGUCUCAAUUUAAUUCCCGACAUCCUUGGACUGAGAGAGAUGUGACCGCCGUCCAACGAGUCUAUUUCAAUGGCCACUCUCCCUCACAUUUGUCAAAUAAAUGUGUAAAUGUAUUUUGCAAAUAACUAUUCUGGGAAAUCAGAAACUUAGUCCCGAGGCAGAUUUCAAUAUUUAUGAUGCGCAAAGGUUCGUUAAAUAUAAGAGGCCUAUCACCUCAUGCAAAUUAUGCAUGUUUAUCUCGUGUAUUCCACGCGCAAAAUGUGCAAAUUGCACAAAUAAUGUAUUUUAGUUUGAGGUAGUUCUUAAAGAAAAUAAUAAUAAUAAUAAUAAGCAAACACAUUUCUGACAUUUCCGCCCUACCUCAGAUUAGAAUUGUCCAUUUAGGCCUAGCGGGGGUGCAGGUGAAACGUCUCUGUCGCUUCCACUUAUCGUGAUUUGGGCCUAUAGAUCCGGGAAAGGACUGUCCUGCACAACACCUAAUCCUUUAGCUGACGGCUAAUCAAGACACAGGAAAUGGAAAUUGAUGGUGAAAGUAUGAAAAUAUAACAGUAAAAAAUGUGACCUGUUAACUCUGAAUGUUUGACCAAAACAUUAUUGAAAAAUAGUGCAAUAGUCACUUUUGUUGUCAGUUGAACUACUUCGCUAUUGCUAUAUUUUGUCAUAUUUUCUCAGUUUUCUCAGUCAAAUCAAAGCACUCAAAGCAAAUCAAAGCAUAAGUUUACAUUGAGAAAAUGAAGGGUGCUCACAUGUUUUUCUGAGAAAACCCAGACUAUAAAAUAAGUGUCACUGGCCAUUGAUUUCACAGCAUUUGACAGAUUCCACCCUGCUACAAAUGUAUAUGAUGGACUAACCUGGCAUGCUAAUAUUCAACGUUAUCACACAUCAUAGUACAUUUCAAAUUAAAGUUGUAUAAUUUCAGAUGACAGUUCUAAAAAUGUUCUGGGUGAUUUUGUCAAGUCACAAUUUGCUGGCCUCAUCUGCAAAAUACAUGUUGAGUAUAAACACACAGAGGUUAUUUGCAUGUCCCAGUGUCUGUGAUCAAAGCAUAUAAUAGCCAAAUAAAAUCACAGCGAGUGAGAGUGACUGUAGGGAAAAUAUAUCUUGUUCUUAGUGACUUACAGGACUGGUAAUAAUAAUAAUAAUAAUAAUAAUAAUAAUAAUAUGCCAUUUAGCAGACGCUUUUAUCCAAAGCGACUUACAAAUGUGGAAUAAGUCAAGGGGUAUGAAUAUUUUCUGAAGGCACUGUAUACAUUACAAGGCUCAAUACUUCUCAAACUAUUAUGAGCAGCAUCUCAAGGGAUACCUGUUGUGGUUGAUGUACCCUUUAAGGCUGGCUGGUCCAUCUUUUCUUUUGGUGUAGAAGGCAUUGUGUCAACAGCUUAGUGUGUGUCUCUGCAUUAAAUGUAGCAGUGCCAAAGAUGCCUGAAUGGCCUGUUGCAGGCUUUGAUCGCAUUAGUAUAAUUAUCCAAGUCAGACACAGCCUAUAGGCAGAGCUAUGUGAGUCAUAGACAUAAACCCUUACCAUUGAAAUUGCAGUAUCCGACCAGACCAGGAAGAAAAACAAUGUAAGGCUAUAUAUUGUGUCCCCUUCAUAGUGUCCUCUUCUCCUGGAAGCAGCUCUAGGUAAGGUAUUCUAAACCUGUUGUGUGUUUCCUCCACAGGGCUGGGGGAGGCCUGGGGCCAGCCGACCAGAAUCAGCCCUCUGGACAACAUGGCUAAAGAACUGGGCUCCCAUCUACUGCAGGUGGGAUAUAGUCAACACAGAUGUAAAACACAAUAUACACAACACAAUUACAUGUAUGUAACACAAUAAAUGCAGCAUAAUAUACACUGAGUGUACAAAACAUUAACAACACCUGCUCUUUCUAUGACAUAGACUGACCAGGUGAAACCAGGUGAAAGCUAUGAUCCCUUAUUGAUGUCAUUUGUUAAAUCCACUUCAGUCAGUGUAGAUGCAGGGAAGGAGACAGGUUAAAGAAGGAUUUUUAAGCCUUGAGACAUGGAUUGUGUAUGUGUGCCAUUCAGAGGAUGAAUGGGCAAGACUAAAUAAUUAAGUGCCUUUUGAACGGGGUAUGGUAGUAGGUGCCAGGCGCACCGGUUUGUGUCAAAAACUGCAAUGCCGUUGGGUUUUUCAUGCUCAACAGUUUCCCGUGUGUAUCAAGAAUGGUCCACCACCCAAAGGACAUCCAGCCAACUUGACACAACUGUGGUAAGCAUUGGAGUCAACAUGGGCCAGCAUCCCUGUGGAACGCUUUCGACACCUUGUAGAGUCCAUGCCCCAACGAAUUGAGGCUGUUCUGAGGGCAAAGGGGGUGCAACUCACUAUUAGGAAGGUGUUCCUAAUGUUUGGUAUACUCAGUGUAUAUGCAACAUACUGUAAAUACAACACAAUAUUAUCAAUAAGAUUAUAUGCAAGACAUUAAUUGCACUAGACAAUAUACAACACAUACAGUGGGGAAAAAAGUAUUUAGUCAGCCACCAAUUGUGCAAGUUCUCCCACUUAAAAAGAUGAGAGAGGCCUGUAAUUUUCAUCAUAGGUACACGUCAACUAUGACAGACAAAUAGAGAUUUUUUUCUCCAGAAAAUCACAUUGUACGAUUUUUUAUGAAUUUAUUUGCAAAUUAUGAUGGAAAAUAAGUAUUUGGUCACCUACAAACAAGCAAGAUUUCUGGCUCUCACAGACCUGUAACUUCUUCUUUAAGAGGCUCCUCUGUCCUCCACUCGUUGCCUGUAUUAAUGGCACCUGUUUGAACUUGUUAUCAGUAUAAAAGACACCUGUCCACAACUACUGUGAAGCAUGGGGGUGGAAACAUCAUGCUUUGGGGCUGUUUUUCUGCAAAGGGACCAGGACGACUGAUCCGUAUACAGGAAAGAAUGAAUGGGGCCAUGUAUCGUGAGAUUUUGAGUGAAAACCUCCUUCCAUCAGCAAGAGCAUUGAAGAUGAAACGUGGCUGGGUCUUUCAGCAUGACAAUGAUCCCAAACACACCGCCCGGGCAACGAAGGAGUGGCUUCGUAAGAAGCAUUUCAAGGUCCUGGAGUGGCCUAGCCAGUCUCCAGAUCUCAACCCCAUAGAAAAUCUUUGGAGGGAGUUGAAAGUCUGUGUUGCCCAGCGACAGCCCCAAAACAUCACUGCUCUAGAGGAGAUCUGCAUGGAGGAAUGGGCCAAAAUACCAGCAACAGUGUGUGAAAACCUUGUGAAGACUUACAGAAAACGUUUGACCUGUGUCAUUGCCAACAAAGGGUAUAUAACAAAGUAUUGAGAAACUUUUGUUAUUGACCAAAUACUUAUUUUCCACCAUAAUUUGCAAAUACAUUCAUAAAAAAUCCUACAUUGUGAUUUUCAGGAUUUUUUCCCCUCAUUUUGUCUGUCAUAGUUGACGUGUACCUAUGAUGAAAAUUACAGGCCUCUCUCAUCUUUUUAAGUGGGAGAACUUGCACAAUUGGUGGCUGACUAAACACUUUUUUCCCCCACUGUAAGUAAACAGAAAUAGAAAAAAAAUCUAAUAGUAAAUACUACACAAGUUCAAGGUAAAUAUAUAGCGCAUUGUAAGUAUAGAACACUAGAGCAGAGUGGUGCUUAGACGUGUGUAACACUAUUAUAUGCAUUUAGGAAAAUGGUCAAGUUCUCAAGAUGAAAUGUAAUUGAUUAUUUUGAUAAAAUGCACUGUUUAAAUAUUUUUGCUAUGGAAUUCAUGUGUAGGCUUUGCCAAGAAUUUGUAAUGGUUUCAUGUCAUGAUUAGAGCCAGAUGUGAUAGAAAUUUGGAUGAGUGUGUUUUUUUAAAAGACAUUACUAAAGAGUAGACAUAAAAGCCAUUAUUAAUCAGAUUCCCAUAUGCUGAUUUAUAACUAUCACAAUGCAAUGUCUAAUAUCAACAAUUCUAAAUGACCUUCUAUGCAUAUUAUUUAAUGUAAAAUGGAUGGCGUAUUUUUGGGUCUAACAUAUGUUUUAUUCCCCAGACUCUGGACGGCUUUGUAUUCGUUGUCGCUUCUGAUGGCAAAAUCAUGUACAUCUCUGAGACUGCAUCAGUCCACCUCGGCCUAUCCCAGGUAAGACAUACAGUUGAAGUCUGAAGUUUACAUACAACUUAGCCAAAUACAUUUAGACUCAGUUUUUCACAAUUCCUGACAUUUAAUCUUAGUAAAAAUUCCCUGUCUUAGGUCAGUUAGGAUCACCACUUUAUUUUAAGAAUGUGAAAUGUCAGAAUAAUAGUAGAGAGUGAUUUAUUUCAGCUUUUAUUUCUUUCAUCACAUUCCCAGUGGGUCAGAAGUUUACAUACACUCAAUUAGUAUUUGGUAGCAUUGCCUUUAAAUUGUUUAACUUGGGUCAAAUGUUUCGGGUAGCCUUCCACAAGCUUCCCACAAUAAAUUGGGUGAAUUCUGGCACAUUCCUCCUGACAGAGCUGGUUUAACUAAGUCAGGUUUGUAGGCCUCCUUGCUCGCACACACUUUUCAGUUCUGACCACACAUAUUCUAUAGGAUUGAGGUCAGGGCUUUGUGAUGGCCACUCCAAUACCUUGACUUUGUUGUCCUUAAGCCAUUUUGCCACAACUUUGGAAGUAUGCUUGGGGUCAUUGUCCAUUUGGAAGACCCAUUUGCGACCAAGCUUUAACUUCCUGACUGAUGUCUUGAGAUGUUGCUUCAAUAUAUACACAUAAUUUUCCUUCCUCAUGAUGCCAUCUAUUUUGUGAAGUGCACCAGUCCCUCCUGCAGCAAAGCACCCCAACAGCAUGAUGCUGAAACCCCCGUGCUUCACGGUUGGGAUGGUGUUCCUUGUUUUGCAGACCAGAGGAUAUUUCUCCAAAAAGUACAAUCUUUGUCCCCAUGUGCAGUUGCAAACCGUAGUCUGGCUUUUUUAUGGCGGUUUUGGAGCAGUGGCUUCUUCCUUGCUGAGUGGCCUUUCAGGUUAUGUCGAUAUAGGACUCGUUUUACUGUGGAUAUAGAAACUUUUGUACCUGUUUCCUCCAGCAUCUUCACAAGGUCCUUUGCUGUUGUUCUGGGAUUGAUUUGCACUUUUUGCACCAAAGUACAUUCAUCUCUAGGAGACAGAACACGUCUCCUUCCUGAGCGGUAUGACGGCUGCAUGGUCCCAUGGUAUUUAUACUUGCGUACUAUUGUUUGUACAGAUGAACGUGGUACCUUCAGGCGUUUGGAAAUUGCUCCCAAGGAUGAACCAGACUUGUGGAGGUCUACAAUUCAUUUUUUCUGAAGUCUUGGCUGAUUUCUUUUGAUUUUCCCAUGAUAUCAAGCAAAGAGGCACUGAGUUUGAAGGUAGGCCUUGAAAUACAUCCACAGGUACACCUCCAAUUGACUCAAAUUAUGUAAAUUAGCCUAUCAGAAGCUUCUAAAGCCAUGACAUCAUUUUCUGGAAUUUUCCAAGCAGUUUAAAGGCACAGUCAACUUAGUGUAUGUAAACUUCUGACUCACUGGAAUUGUGAUACAGUGAAUUAUAAGCGAAAUAAUCUGUCUGUAAACAAUUGUUGGAAAAAUUACUUGUGUCAUGCACAAAGUAGAUGUCCUAACCGACUUGCCAAAACUAUAGUUUGUUAACAAGAAAUAUGUGGAGUGGUUGAAAAACAAGUUUUAAUGAUUCCAACCUAAGUGUAUGUAAACCUCCGACUUCAACUGUAGCUCUGCCUUCAUCUUGGAUCUGGGUGGCCAUUGCGUAUGCCACAAGCUGUGGGUCUGCCUCCCUCAACACAACCAAGGUCACCUAAGGGGCACAUGCCUCCUGAUAUGCCUGUUUAAACAUUGAUUUGACAGUCAGUAAAACAGGCUGCAGAAUGCUAAGCAAAGGUUGCCUAAGUUCACCUAGCACAGAUAAGUGAGAGGGCAUGGAGUGGUCACAGAAUAUGAUCAGUGAGUCUAUUCUAGGUGUUGUUGACUUCCUGUCUGUUUGCGCUGUUCAUAAAAAGAAUUAGGACGUGCGAAAACCUCCAGCUAUUCAUGCUGUGAGUGUAGCAUUGGUGUAUGAAACAGCAAAAACAGUUGCUCAGCCCAUGCUAAUAUUUAAGGUUAGCUUAGCUAGCUAUUGCUUCUGACUUGUCUCUCUGGGGGGUGUUAGAUAGCACUGACGCCUGUUUUGCUUUUGGAACUUAAGCUAGCCAGGUUGAAGAUGUUAUUUUAGAAUGGUCCUCCCCGCAGCCUCUCUAAAUGGAGCAAUGUCAUCAUCGUCUUUGCUGGACAUCCAAGAUGAUUUUGUGUUUUGCGUGUGUGUUCAUGUGUGGCACAUUGUGUGUUUCUGUAUGUCUGUAUACAGUACCAGUCAAAAGUUUCGACACACCUACACAUUCAAGGGUUUUUGCUUUAUUUUUACUAUUUUCUACAUUGGAGAAUAAUAGUGAAGACAUCAAAACUAUGAAAUAACACAUAUGGAAUCAUGUAGUAAUCAACAAAGUGUUAAACAAAUCAUAAUAUAUUUUAUAUUUGAGAUUCUUCAAAUAGCCACCCUUUGCCUUGAUGACAGCUUUGCACACUCUUGGCAUUCUCUCAACCAGCUUCACCUGGAAUGCUUUUACAACAGUCUUAAAGGAGUUUCCACAUAUGCUGAGCACUUGUUGGCUGCUUUUCCUUCAAUCUGCCGUCCGACUUAUCCCAAACCAUCUCAAUUGGGUUGAGGUCAGGGGAUUGUGGAGGCCAGGUCAUCUGAUGCAGCACUCCAUCACUCUCCUUCUUGGUCAAAUAGCCCUUACACAGCCUGGAGGUGUGUUGGGUCAUUGUCCUGUUGAAAAACAAGUGAUAGUCCCACUAAGCCCAAACCAGAUGGGAUGGUGUAUCGCUGCAGAAUGCUGUGGUAGCCAUGCUGGUUAAGUGUGCCUUGAAUUGUAAAUAAAACACAGACAAUGUCACCAGCAAAGCACCCCCACACCAUAACACCUCCUCCUCCAUGCUUUACGGUGGGAACUACACAUGCGGAGAUCAUCACAAAGCCACGGCGGUUGGAACCAAAAAUCUCAAAUUUGGAUCCCGACCAAAGGACACAUUUCCACCGGUCAAAUGUCCAUUGCUUAUGUUUCUUGGCCCAAGCAGGUCUCUUCUGCUUAUUGGUGUCCUUUAGUAGUGGCUUCUUUGCAGCAAUUCGACCAUGAAGGCCUGAUUCACACAGUCCCCUCUGAACAGUUGAUGUUGAGAUGUGUCUGUUACUUGAAGUAUGUGAAGCAUUUAUUUGGGCUACAAUUUCUGAGGCUGGUAACUCUAAUGAACUUAUCCUCUGCAGCAGAGGUAACUCUGGGUCUUCCAUUCCUGUGGCGGUCCUCAUGAGAGCCAGUUUCAUCAUAGUGCUUGAUGGUUGUUGUGACUGCACUUGAAGAAACUUUCAGAGUUCUUGAAAUGUUCCGUAUUGACUGACCUUCAUGUCUUAAAUUAAUAAUGGACUGUCUUUUCUCUUUGCUUAUUUGAGCUGUUCUUGUCAUAAUAUGGACUUGGUCUUUUACCAAAUAGGGUAAUCUUCUGUAUACCCCCCCCUAUCUUGUCACAACACAACUGAUAGGCUCAAAUGCCUUAAGAAGGAAAUAAAUUCCACAAAUUAACUUUUAAGAAGGCACACCUGUUAAUUGAAAUGCAUUCCAGGUGACUACCUCAUAAAGCUGGUUGAGAGAAUGCCAAGAGUGUGCAAAGCUGUCAUCAAGGCAAAGGGUGGCUAUUUGAAGAAUCUCAAAUAUAAAAUAUAUUUUGAUUUGUUUAACACUUUAUUGGUUACUACAUGAUUCCAUAUGUGUUAUUUCAUAGUUUUGAUGUCUUCACUAUUAUUCUACAAUGUAGAAAAUAGUAAAAAUAAAGAAAAACACUUGAAUGAGUAGGUAUGUCCAAAUUUUGGAUUGGUAGUGUAUGUGUGAGUGUGUGUGUGUGUGUGUGUGUAUGUGUAUCAAAUAUUUUUUCUGUUUACCCUGCCUUAACUGAGGCCCAUGCAGUUUGACUGAGGAGCAGUGUAUCGUUGCUGGUUUGGAUUAUAUAUUCCAGUAGGACAGCCUAUGGCGCUACUCUGUGGUGCCAUCAAUUAUCAGAAUGAAGUGUGAUCAUCACUCAGGAGUGGGCUUCGCUGCUUGACAAGCCAACUUCAUCAGUAUUGCUGUUCCCCCAGAGAGAGAUGCUGUCUAUCUAACCCUCCUUCCACACGUGGACUCAAACUGAAUCAUCUCAUAUAUUUUCAGUCACGCGUGGUGUCUGAAAAUAUCAAGCGAAAUUGAGUCAGCAGCAGCCUCCCUCAAAACAAAGGUUUAUCCUUGAAGUCCUGUCUCUGAUGCGUAUACUCUGGGUCUCUACUUCGAGCAUAUGGUGGUUUUAUAUGGUUCACUUUCCAAAACAUACAAUGCAAGCGACAGAAAGGCUGUAAUAUAACAUUGAUUAUUGGGAUGCCCUAGACAUGGUGAGCCAGACCAAAGUGACUAUUCAAUGAAGCAGUUUUUCAUAAUGGGCGUGUCCACAUAGAUUUUUGUUUAGCUACUUAUAGGGGCGCUCUGAUUAUGAAAGUGGCCAGAACCAACAGUAGGUAACCACUGUCAUUCUAACACUGCCCUCAUGUAAAGUGAUUAUGUACUGAGCUUUGUGGAUAGCAAACAGAAAUGCUAAUGUCUUGAAUAUACCUCACCUGAGCAAGCUUGGACAGACACACUGAAGGCUGUGCUCAGGAAGCAUUCGAGAGAACAGGGGAGCUGAGCAACAGCAUUAACUCAAUCCUAUAAAAACAACCCCACCACCCACUCUAAAUGUGCCGCUCUUGCACGCAGCCCUGAUGCAAAUGCUACUUGUGCACACCUGUGUACACUGUGAAGCUCAUACAAAUGGACCAUCCGCUUUUAUUGAUAUCGUGUGUGUGUGUGUGUGUGUGUGUGUGUGUGUGUGUGUGUGUGUGUGUGUGUGUGUGUGUGUGUGUGUGUGUGUGUGUGUGUGUCAGGUGGAGGUAUAGUGGGCUAAGGUCCGUGUUGUUUUAAAAUGAACUGUGAAAGAGACAACAGCGAAUUCAGUGAAAGUCACUCAUUACUUGAGUCUGUUGAGAAUGCCUCUGUUUUUACUUUGAGGUUGACCCAUCCUCCAGUGUAAAAUCUAAAGGCCUGUUUAGUAUCAGUAACCCACAUAUAUUAACUUACAUUGGUGCUUGAACAUAUAUUUCACUUGUUGCUCUCGCAUACUAUUGCUUGUCACCGUUUCUACGACACCAAAAAGCAGAGCUGUCACCUAUGCUCAGUCCAAAUGCUCUUUCACUACAAAGCAUGGAUUAGUCCAGCCUGACUCCACACUGUGAAGAAACCAAUUUGUUGUUGAAGUGGUGAGCAGUGACCCGCUCACUGAGUGACCCCGCCCCAAAAUGUGGGAGGUAAAAUAGAUCAAAGUGGAGCCUGGAUGGUGUUCUGUGUUCUCAUGCAAAUUAUUGGUUCUUUCAUAAAUUAACCCUUGUGUUUCUUGACAUCAUCUCCCUUUGAGGCGGAGCUGAAAGGGAUGGAGAGAUCGAUUUCAGGGGCAGCGAGAGAUUUGACCCCCUCCUCACUUCUAACACACACAUGAACACAGGCACACACACAUGCACGCUCACGCACGCACACACACACACAGUCAGUGUCCCCCUACAAUAGGCAUUUCUCUGUGAUGAUGUAAUCCCUUGUAAUGACAGAGUAUCAUCCUGCUAAAUGAUCAAAAGACCUCAAAACACCAUUCAGAAAGACUGUCUUCUUCACAAAAGGCUAGAGAUUACAUGUCACUGAAGAAAUGAUAUGUUGGUCUCUAUAGUAUAACGUAACUUGUCAUUUUCUCUAGUUUCAGCCUGAUGAAACUUGAUGUGAAGUGACUGAUUAAUUUGUUUCUGUCAGGUGGAGCUGACGGGUAACAGUAUAUUUGAGUAUAUCCACCCGUCAGACCAUGAUGAGAUGACGGCCGUGCUCAGCGCCCAUCAGCCCCUCCACCAUAACUUCCUGCAAGGUAAAUUAUUAUGUUCAUUCUCUCCCUCCCUUUUUCCUCCCUCUAUUUGUGUCUUUAUUUGUUCUCUCUCACACUUCCUCUCCCUCGUCUUUUCUCACUCUUUCACUUAUUUCUCCCUCUCUCUCUCCCUCCCUCUCUCUCUCAACCAACAGUCAGUUGAUCACGAUUUUCCCUCAUACUCAACUCUGUAUGUUUGUAAGCAACAGUAUUGCUACUUCAUCGAGGUCUACCUCUUCUGUAAGACGGAAGUCAGUCAGUGUGACAUCAUCAUACAAAUAGCUCAAAUACUUAAUCUAUGCAGCUGCUAUAAGAACACAUAGUACUUCAAUGUAUAGCACCAUGAUACAUAAUACAAGGCAACACCCAGGCAGCCUCUCUGCUGGGCAGGUUUUCAAUAACUUCCUCUAGGAGCAGCAUCUUAAGCCUGCUGUGGAGUACUGUUUCAUAACACCCCUACACACAUACACAUGCAUACACAGACACACACACACAUACACACCUUUACAAAAAAAACAUGUCAAAUUUGCAGUUUCACAUAAGCUCAACAUGUGAAAAAAGCGCUUUCACAUGUUGAGCUUAUUACAUGUUAACACCACCUUUUCAAAUAAUCUCCCAAAUAUCACUAUUUCUAAAACAAGCCAUAGAAAGUUGGUUGCAAUUUCAAUGUAAUCCUCCAGAAACGACAGAACAAAUAAUGCAACAAAUAUUGUGGUUAAACUCAAAUAUACUAACUGAUAAAAAACCUUUUUUUUUGACAAAAUGUUUAAAAAAGGUAUAAUCUUCGUAAAUGAUAUUAUCGGUAGGACUGGUGGAGUUAUGUCGUACAUGCAGCUAACAAAAACAUAUGGAAAUGUCUGCUCUACCCAAAAUUACAACCAAAUAAUUAUUAUAUAAAAUUCUUGCCACCAAUAGAAUGUUAUUUAUAUGGGGAUACAAUCUUCCCAGCUCUGCAGAUUUUGCUGCGAAGAGAUAGAAUCAUUAGAUCAUUUGUUUUGGUACUGUCCAUUUGUAGCUUGUUUUUGGACACAGGUCCAGGAAUGGCUAAAGGAUUGCAAUAUUUACCUGGAGCUAACUCUGCAGAUAGCACUACUGGGUGAUCUGAAAAGUCAUAGUCAAUCGAUCAAUUAUAUAAUAAUACUUUUAGCCAAAAAAAAUAUUUUCAAUUUAUGAUCUGUAGAAGCAAUGAGAAUAGAAAGGUUCAGAACUUUUGUAAAACAUCACAGUACAGUUGAGAAAUAUAUGGCAAAUAGAAAUCCAAUAUGGAUGGUGUUAAGAGAUAGAUGGGAGGUGUUGAAUGGAGCUGAAGGAUGGGACUAAUAACAACAACUAAUAACAACAAGAUAACUAAUGUAAAGCAUACUGUGUCCAUAAUAAAUAUAUAGGUUAUAGGUUGAGAGCUUUUGUGAAAGAGCACAGUUAGAAAAAUAUGGCAUAUACAGUGAGGGAAAAAAGUAUUUGAUCCCCUGCUGAUUUUGUACGUUUGCCCACUGACAAAGAAAUGAUCAGUCUAUAAUUUUAAUGGUAGGUUUAUUUGAACAGUGAGAGACAGAAUAACAACAAAACAAUCCAGAAAAACGCAUGUCAAAAAUGUUAUCAAUUGAUUUGCAUUUUAAUGAGGGAAAUAAGUACUUAACCCCCUCUAAAACAGAAAGAUUUCUGGCUCCCAGGUGUCUUUUAUACGGGUAAUGAGCUGAGAUUAGGAGCACACUCUUAAAGGGAGUGCUCCUAAUCUCAGCUUGUUACCUGUAUAAUAGACACCUGUCCACAGAAGCAAUCAAUCAAUCAGAUUCCAAACUCUCCACCAUGGCCAAGACCAAAGAGCUCUCCAAGGAUGUUAGGGACAAUAUUGUAGACCUACACAAGGCUGGAAUGGGCUACAAGACCAUUGCCAAGCAGCUUGGUGAGAAGGUGACAACAGUUGGUGCCAUUAUUUGCAAAUGGAAGAAACACAGAAUAACUGUAAAUCUCCAUCGGCCUGGGGCUCCAUGCAAGAUCUCACCUCGUGGAGAUGCAAUGAUCAUGAGAACGGUGAGGAUUCAGCCCAGAACUACAUGGGAGGAUCUUGUCAAUGAUCUCAAGGCAGCUGGGACCAUAGUCACCAAGAAAACAAUUUGUAACAAACUACGCCGUGAAGGACUGAAAUCCUGCAGCGCCCGCAAGGUCCCCCUGCUCAAGAAAGCACAUAUAGAGGGCCGUCUGAAGUUUGCCAAUGAACAUCUGAAUGAUUCAGAGGAGAACUGGGUGAAAGUGUUGUGGUCAGAUGAGACCAAAAUCAAGCUCUUUGGUAUCAACUCAACUCGCCGUGUUUGGAGGAGGAGGAAUGCUGCCUAUGACCCCAAGAACACCAUCCCCACCGUCAAACAUGGAGGUGGAAACAUAUGCUUUGGGGGUGUUUUUCUGCUAAGGGGACAGGACAACUUCACCGCAUCAAAGGGACGAUGGACGGGGCCAUGUACCAUCAAAUCUUGGGUGAGAACCUCCUUCCCUCAGCCAGGGCAUUGAAAAUGGGUUGUGGAUGGGUAUUCCAGCAUGACAAUGACCCAAAACACACGGCCAAGGCAACAAAGGAGUGGCUCAAGAGGAAGCACAUUAAGGUCAUAGAGUGGCCUAGCCAGUCUCCAGACCUUAAUCCCAUAGAAAAUCUGUGGAGGGAGCUGAAGGUUCGAGUUGCCAAACAUCAGCCUCGAAACCUUAAUGACUUGGAGAAGAUCUACAAAGAGGAGUGGAACAAAAUCCCUCCUGAGAUGUGUGCAAACCUGGUGGCCAACUACAAGAAACGUCUGACCUCUGUGAUUGCCAACAAGGGUUUUGCCACCAAGUACUAAGGCAUGUUUUGCAGAGGGGUCAAAUACUUAUUUCCCUCAUUAAAAUGCAAAUCAAUUUAUAACAUUUUUGACAUGCGUUUUUCUGCAUUUUUUUGUUGUUAUUCUGUCUCUCACUGUUCAAAUAAACCUGCCAUUAAAAUUAUAGACUGAUCAUGUCUUUGUCAGUGGGCAAACGUACAAAAUCAGCAGGGGAUCAAAUACUUUUUUCCCUCACUGUAGAAGCAAACCAGAUGGACAUCAUGAAAAUUAUCGGAGGAAGUUCAGGAGUAAAAACAAACAAAAUAUAAUUAUUGUAGAAUUUGAAAAAACACCACCUUUUCACAUGUGAGAAGAAAAAACAUGUUUUCACCUCACGUGAAUUGCAGUUGCAGAUGUGAAAUGUGCGGUUUCACAUGUUAAAAACGUGGAAUUGCAAGUUCACGUGAAAAUCUAAUUUGCAGUUUCACAUGUAAGAAAACUCCACAUGGUGUUGGUGAAAUAGUGUUAUUCUCCUCACAUGUGAAACAUGUUGCAAUAGCAAUGUUUCCACAUAUGGAAUUGAAAAAUCUGUAAUGCCAUUCUGGAAAAAGGAAACAGCCUACCUGAGAAUAAUAAUUCAAGUGUGUAAAAAAUAAAUAUUUCUGAGCCAUCGAUUCGGAGUGUUACUGAUGCAGACGCAAGCCUCUCUUCUUCGUUUGUUGGUCAGUGACUGUUGGAAGAAGCCCAGUCAAAGGAACAGAGAAGCUAGCGCUCAAUGUCUCCUUAUGUUGAAAUUUGCGCUGUCAGAGUUAAUCUUAACUCAGGUUACCUUUGUCAUUUUACUGGACAAUUUAGUUUUAUCGCAAUGUCUGAAAGCGCCCAAAAUCUAAAAUACAUAAUCUAUAAAGCUAAAAAUAAACAAUGUGAUGUCAAAAGUUGACUUUGUGUCAGGGCGUGUUGUAGGUGUAGUGUAGGAAUCAAACGCAGGAUGCAGACUGAAUGUUCCAAAGGCUGUAAUACUGGCCCAACACAGGCAACAGGACAACUAAGCCCGACAGCAAAAACACGCACGAAGGCGAAAGGUAAAUGCGCACUAACAGGUGCGACAAAAUGUAACGGUGCACACACAGGUGCAAAUAAGCUCCAGUACAGUGGAGAAAUACGCUCAACCGAGCAAAACACAACACUGACGGAAACAAUCACACACAACACUAGACAAACACAACGAGAAACGUAUAGGACACUAAUUACGUCAAAACAGAAACAGGUGUGGAAACAAACAGACAAAAGCAAACGAACAUGAAACAUAUAGCGGUGGCAGCUAGAAUUCCGGAGACGACGAACGCCGAAGCCUGCCCGAACAAGGGAGAGAGGCAGCCUCGGCCGAAACCGUGACAGUACCCCCCCCCUUGACGCGCGGCUCCAGACGUGCGCCGACUCCGGCCUCGGGGACGACCAGGAGGACGCGGCGCAGGGCGCGUCGGAUGCCUCCGAUGGAACUCCGUCAGGAGCGACGGGUCCAACACGUCUCUCCUCGGCACCCAGCACCGCUCCUCCGGACCGUACCCCUCCCACUCCACUAGAUACUGGAGACCCCCCAUCCGACGUCUCGAAUCCAAGAUGGAUCUCACGGAGUACGCCGGUGCCCCCUCGAUGUCCAACGGGGGCGGAGGAGUCUCCAAGAUCUCAUCUUCUUGGAGUGGGCCCGCUACCACCGGCCUGAGAAGGGACACAUGGAACGAGGGGUUAAUACACUUAUACUCCACAGGUAGCUGUAAUCUAUAACAUACCUCGUUCAACCUUCUCAGGACUUUAAAUGGCCCUACAAACCGCCGACCCAGUUUCCGACAGGGCAGGCGGAGGGGCAGGUUUCUGGUAGAGAGCCAGACUCGAUCACCAGGUGCGUUCACCGGUGCCUCACUGCGGUGGAGAUCAGCGCUCGCCUUCUGACGUCGGAGGGCCCGCUGCAGGUGGACGUGUGCAGCGUUCCAAGUCUCCUCCGAGCGCCGCGCCCACUCAUCCACCGCAGGAGCCUCGAUCUGGCUCUGCUGCCAGGGUGCCAGAACCGGCUGGUAACCUAACACACAUUGAAAUGGAGUUAGGUUAGUGGAGGAAUGGCGUAGGGAAUUCUGGGCCAUCUCGGCCCAGGGAACGUACCUUGACCACUCCUCCGGCCGGUCCUGGCAGUAUGUUCUGAGAAACCUAUAGGACACUAAUUACGUCAAAACAGAAACAGGUGUGGAAACAAACAGACAAAAGCAAACGAACAUGAAACAUAUAGCGGUGGCAGCUAGAAUUCCGGAGACGACGAACGCCGAAGCCUGCCCGAACAAGGGAGAGAGGCAGCCUCGGCCGAAACCGUGACACUUUGAGGUUAAAGAAAGUGUGUUUAUCAAUUUACCAGAUUUAGCUAACUGUUACUUUGGACUAAAUCAAAAUGUAAAUAUUCAUGUAAUGCUUUUUGUACAGUGGCUUGCGAAAUAAUUCACCCCCCUUGGCAUUUUUCCUAUUUUGUUGCCUUACAACCUGGAAUUAAAAUUGAUUUUUGGGGGGUUUGUAUAAUUUGAUUUACACAACAUGCCUACCACUUUGAAGAUGCAAAAUAUUUUUUAUUGUGAAACAAACAAGAUAUAAGACAAAAAAACAGAAAACUUGAGCGUGCAUAACUAUUCACCCCCCCAAAGUCAAUACUUUGUAGAGCCACCUUUUGCAGCAAUUACAGCUGUAAGUUUCUUGGGGUAUGUCUCUAUAAGCUUGGCACAUCUAGCCACUGGGAGUUUUGCCCAUUCUUCAAGGCAAAACUGCUCCAGCUCCUUCAAGUUGGAUGGGUUCCGCUGGUGUACAGCAAUCUUUAAGUCAUACCACAGAUUCUCAAUUGGAUUGAGGUCUGGGCUUUGACUAGGCCAUUCCAAGACGUUUAAAUGUUUCCCCUUAAACCACUCAAGUGUUGCUUUAGCAGUAUGCUUAGAGUCAAUGUCCUGCUGGAAGGUGAAUCUCCGUCCCAGUCUCAAAUCUCUGGAAGACUGAAACAGGUUUCCCUCAAGAAUUUCCCUGUAUUUAGCGCCAUCCAUCUUUCCUUCAAUUCUGACCAGUUUUCCAGUCUCUGCCGAUGAAAAACAUCCCCACAGCAUGAUGUUGCCACCACCAUGCUUCACUGUGGGGAUGGUGUUCUCGGGGUGAUGAGAGGUGUUGGGUUUUGCGCCAGACAUAGCGUUUUCCUUGAUGGCCAAAAAGCUCAAUUUUAGUUGCAUCUGACCAGAGUACCUUCUUCCAUAUGUUUGGGGAGUCUCCCGCAUGCCUUUUGGCGAACACCAAACGUGUUUGCUUAUUUUUUUCUUUAAGCAAUGGCUUUUUUCUGCCACUCUUCUGUAAAGCCCAGCUCUGUGGAGUGUACGGCUUAAAGUGGUCCUAUGGACAGAUACUCCAAUCUCCGCUGUGGAGCUUUGCAGAUCCUUCAGGGUUAUCUUUGGUCUCUUUGUUGCCUCUCUGAUUAAUGCCCUCCUUGCCUGGUCUGUGAGUUUUGGUGGGCGGCCAUCUCUUGGCAGGUUUGUUGUGGUGACAUAUUCUUUCUAUUUUUUAAUAAUGGAUUUAAUGGUGCUCCGUGGGAUGUUCAAAGAUUCUGAUAUUUUUUUAUAACCCAACCCUGAUCUGUGCUUCUCCACAACUUUGUCCCUGACCUGUUUGGAGAGCUCCUUGGUCUUCAUGGUGCCGCUUGCUUGGUGGUGCCCCUUGCUUAGUGGUGUUGCAGACUCUGGGGCCUUUCAGAACAGGUGUAUAUAUACUGAGAUCAUGUGACACUUAGAUUGCACACAGGUGGACUUUAUUUAACUAAUUAUGUGACUUCUGAAGGUAAUAGGUUGCACCAAAUCUUAUUUAGGGGCUUCAUAGCAAAGGGGGUGAAUACAUAUGCACGCACCACUUUUCCGUUAUAAUUUUUUUAUAAUUUUUUGAAACAAAUUAUUAUUUCGUUUCACUUCACCAAUUUUAACUAUUUUGUGUAUGUCCAUUACAUGAAAUCCAAAUAAAAAUGCAUUUAAAUGACAGGUUGUAAUGCAACAAAAUAGGAAAAACGCCAAGGGGGAUGAAUACUUUUGCAAUGCACUGUAUAAAGUAAUCUUAAAUUACAACUCAAUUUGAGCAAAUUAGGAAUUCGCAAUUAAUCACAGCAAAUCCUGUGAUAAAGUCGAUCACAUUUUUUAAUCGUUUGACAUCCCUAUUUUGCAUUCAAAUGAGAAAAUGCACGUGAAAGUGUAGCGGAUAUGAGUCGGGUAUGGUUGAUGAGGUAGCCCCACCUGUGACUUCAAAAUAAGUGUUGUCCCUCUUGGUCGAAUGGUCAAGACUUCAGCUUCCCUCGUGGGAGGCCCGGGAUCUAAUCCCACCAGUUACAAAAGCACAUGUGAAUUUUAUAAUAUCACAUGAAAUGUUGGGAAACCACAUGUGUCUGAGUCGUGAAAAAUCCAUGUGAAACCAUACACGCGUCCAAAAACCAUGUGUCUGAUUCACGUGUCUUUUUUUCCCACGUGACAUUUUUCAACAGAUGUAUUCACGUGAAAAAUGUAUGUGAAACAAAACACGUGUCUGAGUCGUGAAAUUCACACAUGUCCGAAAACCACGUUUUUUCACGUGAUCUUUUGUAAGGGCAGACACACACACACACUUGUGCUAACCACAUCCACUGCUUUAUUUAACCAGGGUGUGUGUGUGACUGUGGUUGUGAAGUGUUUUUAUUGUGUCUGUGCUUAUGGUCACUCUCCUCUCUGUCUGUGUGUGUAACAGAGUACGAAAUGGAGCGCUCUUUUUUCCUGAGGAUGAAGUGUGUGUUGGCCAAGCGUAAUGCAGGACUGACGUGUGGAGGAUAUAAGGUACAUGUUUACAUUUUAGUCAUUUAGCAGACGCUCUUAUCCAGAGCGACUUACAGGAGCGAUUAGGGUUAAGUGCCUUGCUCAAGGGCACAUCGACAGAUUUUUUUACCUAGUCGGCUCGGGGAUUCAAACCAGAAACCUUUUGGUUACUGGCUCAACGCUCUUAACCACUAGGCUACCUGCCAUACUACCAGGGGUGCAACUUUGGCUUUAGAAGUGGGGGGGACAUAAUAUAUAUAUUUUUAUAUAUUUUUUUGAUCCAGUCGGAUAAACACUCCAAACAGCAUAUCCGACCACUAGGAGGUGUCCGCAUGGUCCUAAAGCACACUGUUGCCUCGUUUUGUAUCACAUUCCAUAGAUGAAACUGGGGGGGACGAAAAAUGCAAUUUCAGAAUGUGGGGGGGACAUGUCCCCCCUGUUAAAAGCUCUGACGAAGGCCUUGAGGCUGAUACGUAAAGCGUAUAAAAGAGCAGUGAUACUAGCAAGAGCAGUGUGCAGGUUUCUUAUUUUUUCUCCCCCCGUCCCCUAUGAAAGUUGCGCCCCUGCGUACUACUAUAAUGAAAUGCAAUAUUUGAAAUCACAUUUCUUCGUUACUGUAUACCAUGAUAAUCUGUGUCUCUGGAAGUAGUAAACCUUUCAUGAAUAACAAUAUAAGAUAGAAAGUAGAUAAUUACAUUUACAUUUACAUUUACGUCAUUUAGCAGACGCUCUUAUCCAGAGCGACUUACAAAUUGGUGCAUUCACCUUAUAGCCAGUGGGAUAACCACUUUACAAUUAUUUAUUUUUUUGGGGGGGUGGGGUGGGGUAAGGGGGGGUUAGAAGGAUUACUUUAUCCUAUCCCAGGUGUUCCUUAUUUCAAAUUAAACACCUACAGUUGAAAUGCAUCAAUUUUGUAGAGAUUAUUAUUAUAUCAAAACAAAGAUGUAUUAUAUUUCUAGAUUUGUUUGUUUUGUUCUAUUGAGUCUAUAACAUUAUUAUAGUGUUAUCACAGUGUUAACAGGUUAUUAUAGUGUUAUCACAGUGUUAACAGGUUAUUAUAGUGUUAUCACAGUGUUAACAGGUUAUUAUAGUGUUAUCACAGUGUUAACAGGUUAUUUGUAACUGCAUAUUGUUUGUCUGAGACUCAGCAGCUGCAGCAUUUCCACUUGACUCACUCAAAUCUCCUACGACAACCACGUCUCUCCUAAAACACUCCACAGUCGUUCCUCCACCAUCCUCAUCUCUAGAUGCAACAGCUGUAUUCUUGACUCCCUCCUUCUUCCCUCUCCCUAUAUAAUAUAAAUCACCUAGCAGAUUGCAAUGGAGAUCUGCUGUAAAUUUACAUUGGCAUUAAACAAGACGUUUCUGUUAAGUAGUAGAAUAAAUAAUCAGUGUGAACUGGGCGAGUGCUAUAGAAUGGCCAGGGCGAGGCAUAGGUAAACAGGAAGUGAUGAAGAGAAAUAGUACCUUUUAGCUUACAUUUACAUUUACAUUUACGUCAUUUAGCAGACGCUCUUAUCCAGGGCGACUUACAAAUAGGUGCAUUCACCUUAUAGCCAGUGGGAUAACCACUUUUUUUUUUUGGGGGGGGGGGGGGUGGGUUGGAGUAAAGGCAAGCUUCUAGGCACGUAGCUGUUCAAGGGAGAGGAGGGGAGCGGUGGUGGAGAGGGGGUGGAGAGGGGCACUUAGUGGGGUGCAGCCUGAAGGUUGAACCUGCUUUUGCAGAGUGAGUGAGAGAAGAAUUCUGCAUUACCAACAAUGUUGUUUCUCAAUCUAUCUCUCAGAUCUACCUAAAUUUGGACACAAAACCACAUUUAGGACACAUGUUAAGGCAAGGUGUAAAGCCUCUCUGUCUAGCUAUAUCUAUGUACAUGCAUGUAUCUAUCUCCAUAUCACUGUGUAAAGCCCCUCUCAUCUCUCUGCUUCCCAGGUGAUCCACUGCAGUGGCUAUUUGAAGAUCCGUCAGUACGUGAUGGACAUGGCGCUGUAUGACACGUGUUAUCAGAUCGUGGGCCUGGUGGCGGUUGGUCACUCCCUGCCUCUCAGUGGUAUCACAGAGAUCAAGCUCCAUAGCAACAUGUUCAUGUUCAGGGCCAGCCUGGACCUCAAGCUCAUCUUCCUGGACUCCAGGUAUGGAAGGAAAGGAGGGAGGGAGGGAGGAAAAAAACAGAGAAUAGAAAAUAAAAGACAAACACAGCAAAGGAUUUGAACAUCAUGUUUUACUUUUGACCCCUGACCUCUGGGUUCAAGGGUGGCUGAGUUGACGGGAUACGAACCCCAGGACCUGAUCGAGAAAACGCUGUACCACCACGUGCAUGGCUGUGAUGUAUUCCAUCUACGCUUCGCUCACCACCUCUGUGAGUCAGUCCCCCUCUGUGGUUACAUUGAGACACUUAUUACUAAACAACCCACACUCUCCUUGAGAGGGUUAGGAUUUCUAUAAGUGGCAGCUGUGGAGUUUCCCACAGAAUAUGCAUGCAGGUUCAAGAGGAGAAUAAAAAUGCUACAGUAUUCAUGAGUCAAGCCUGUCAAAGGAACUCAGUCUUUUGCUGGCACUCUCUCCCAAGCAUUCUGUUUGUAUUCUAUAGCUAUGUGCACUUCUCUUUCUGUCUUUCAAUAUUUUAUUCAGGCACAGUCCAGUCUGUGAUUUGAUCUCUCUCUCACCCCCAUAUUUCUCUCUCUCCCCCUCCCUCCUCUCUCUCUCCCCCUCUCUCUCCUGCAGUGUUGGUGAAAGGGCAGGUCACCACUAAGUACUACCGUAUGUUGUCCAAGCACGGGGGCUGGGUGUGGGUGCAGAGCUACGCCACCAUCGUCCACAACAGCCGCUCCUCCAGACCCCACUGCAUCGUCAGCGUCAACUACGUUCUCACGUGAGUCAACACUUUCCCCUUUGACCUGAGUGGGGCUGUGACAGGUGAAUCUCUCCCUAAAACAUUUCCAUUUAAUAGUCUUAGACAUUUUGUGGCAAAAAGUCUGGGUUUGAAACACAGGCUAAUUUGUAAGGUGGUGCCCCCGGUUUGUCUGUGUGUCUGUGUGUGUAACAGAGUACGAAAUGGAGCGCUCUUCUUUCCUGAGGAUGAAGUAUGUGUUGGCCAAGCGUAAUGCAGGACUGACGUGUAGAGGAUAUUUUACAUUUACAUUUACAUCAUUUAGCAGACGCUCUUAUCCAGAGCGACUUACAAAUUGGUGCAUUCAACUUAUGAUAGCCAGUGGGACAACCACUUUUUUUUUUUUUUUUUUUUACUUUUUUUUACGGGGGGUGGGGGAAGAAGGAUUACUUUAUACUAUUCCAGGUAUUCCUUAAAGAGGUAGGGUUUCAAGUGUCUCCGGAAGGUGGUCAGUGACUCCGCUGUCCUGGCGUCUUGGGGGAGCUUGUUCCACCAUUGGGGUUCCAGAGCAGCAAAUAGCUUUGACUGGGCUGAGCGGGAACUGUGCUUCCGUAGAGGUAGGGGAGCUAGCAGGCCAGAGGUGGAUGAACUUAGUGCCCUCGUUUGGGUAUAGGGUCUGAUCAGAGCCUGAAGGUAAGGAGGUGCCGUUCCCCUCACAGCUCCAUAGGCAAGCACCAUGGUCUUGUAGUAGAUGCAAGCUUCAACUGGAAGCCAGUGGAGUGUGCGGAGGAGCGGGGUGACAUGAGAGAACUUGGGAAGGUUGAACACCAGACGGGAUGCAGCGUUCUGGAUGAGUUGUAGGGGUUUAAUGGCACAGGCAGGGAGCCCAGCCAACAGUGAGUUGCAGUAAUCCAGACGGGAGAUGACAAGUGCCUGGAUUAGGACCUGUGCCGCUUUCUGUGUAAGGUAGGGUCGUACUCUGCAAAUGUUGUAGAGCAAGAACCUGCAGGAUCGAGUCACCGCUUUGAUGUUAGCGGAGAACGACAGGGUGUUGUCCAGGGUCACGCCAAGGUUAUUUGCACUCUGGGAGGAGGACACAAUGGAGUUGUCAACCGUGAUGGCGAGAUCAUGGAGCGGGCAGUCCUUCCCCGGGAGGAAGAGCAGCUCCGUCUUGCCGAGGUUCAGCUUGAGGUGGUGAUCCGACAUCCACACUGAUAUGUCUGCCAGACAUGCAGAGAUGCGAUUCGCCACCUGGUUAUCAGAAGGGGGAAAGGAGAAAAUUAAUUGUGUGUCUUCUGCGUAGCAAUGAUAGGAGAGACCAUGUGAGGAUAUGACAGAGCCAAGUGACUUGGUGUAUAGAGAGAAUAGGAGAGGGCCUAGAACUGAGCCCUGGGGGACACCAGUGGUGAGAGCACGUGGUGCAGAGACAGAUUCUCGCCACGCCACCUGGUAGGAGCGACCUGUCAGGUAGGACGCAAUCCAAGAGUGAGCAGCGCCGGAGAUGCCCAACUCGGAGAGGGUGGAGAGGAGGAUCUGAUGGUUCACAGUAUCAAAGGCAGCGGAUAGGUCUAGAAGGAUAAGAGCAGAGAAGAGAAAGUUAGCUUUAGCAGUGCGGAGAGCCUCCGUGACACAGAGAAGAGCAGUCUCAGUUGAAUGACCAGUCUUGAAACCUGACUGGUUUGGAUCAAGAAGGUCAUUCUGUGAGAGAUAGCAGGAGAGUUGGCUAGAGACGGCACACUCAAGAGUUUUGGAGAGAAAAGAAAGAAGGGAUACUGGUCUGUAGUUGUUGACAUCGGAGGGAUCGAGUGUAGGUUUAUUGAGGAGGGGUGCAACUCUCGCUCUCUUGAAGACGGAAGGGACAUGGCCAGCGGUCAAGGAUGAGUUGAUGAGCGAGGUGAGGUAAGGGAGAAGGUCUCUGGAAAUGGUCUGGAGAAGAGAGGAGGGGAUAGUGUCAAGCGGGCAGGUUGUUGGGCGGCCGGCCGUCACAAGUCGCAAGAUUUCAUCUGGAGAGAGAGGGGAGAAAGAAGUCAAAGCAUAGGGUAGGGCAGUGUGAGCAGAACCAGCGGUGUCAUUUGACUUAAUACAUGAGGAUCGGAUGUGGUAGAAAGUGGCUUUAGCAGCGGAAACAGAGGAAGAUAAUGUAGAGAGGAGGGAGUGAAAAGAUGACAGGUCCGCAGGGAGUCUAGUUUUCCUCCAUUUCCGCUCGGCUGCCCGGAGCCCUCUUCUGUGAGCUCGCAAUGAGUCGUCAAGCCACCGAGCCGGCCGGGAGGAUAGGGGACAUAGAGAGUCAAAAGAUGCAGAAAGGGAGGAGAGGAGGGUUGAGGAGGCAGAAUCAGGAGAUCGGAGGGAGAAGGAUUUAGCAGAGGGAAGAGAUGAUAGGAUGGAAGAGGAGAGAGUAGCGGGAGAGAGAGAGUGAAAAUUGCGAUGGCACAUUACCAUCUGAGUAGGGGCAGAGUGAGUAGUGUUGGAGGAGAGCGAGAGAGAAAAGGAUACAAAGUAGUGGUCGGAGACUUGGAGGGGAGUUGCAGUGAGAUUAGUAGAAGAACAGCAUCUAGUAAAGAUGAGGUCAAGCGUAUUGCCUGCCUUGUGAGUAGUGGGGGACGGUGAGAGGGUAAGGUCAAAAGAGGAAAGGAGUGGAAAGAAGGAGGCAGAGAGAAAUGAGUCAAAGGCAGACGUAGGGAGGUUAAAGUCACCCAGAACUGUGAGGGGUGAGCCAUCCUCAGGAAAGGAACUUAUCAAGGCGUCAAGCUCAUUGAUGAACUCUCCAAGGGAACCUGGAGGGCGAUAAAUGACAAGGAUGUUAAGCUUGAAUGGGCUAGUGACUGUGACAGCAUGGAUUUCAAAUGAGGAGAUAGACAGAUGGGUCAGGGGAAAAAGAGAGUAUGUCCACUUGGGAGAGAUGAGGAUUCCUGUGCCACCGCCGCGCUGACCAGAUGCUGGCAGUCCAAGAUAGCGUAGCAGUGCGGUCGUGUUCUCUUGUGUGUCCAUGUAAAUAGCCUGUUUUUUGUAUUUUUUGUGUGUAUUUUACGUAUAUAUUUCCCUAUCACACUUUUCAUCCUUCUACUAAAUAUACUUUCCUGCAACCCGCCUCACUCAAUGUGGAACGGAUUCUAUUAUUUACUCACCUUUAUCUAGAAUCUCCAGUUGAAACUAGCCAGCCAGCUAACUAGCUAACUAGCUACUUGCUAUUAGUCACCGUUAGCGGUUUUCACCCAGAACAUCGGAUUUUCUGCCGGAAUAACUGAAUCACUGGACCUUAACACCGGAUCUAGCUAGCCGCAACCGAAUGGAUGUCGAAUAGAUGUUGCUGUAGGCUAAUCACCACUGCCCCCAUAGCACUAGUUAGCCUUAAGCCUUGAGCUAGCCCCGGCUAUCUACCUCUCUGUCUACCGGACGGGAGUAGCCAGCUAACCAGCUAACUAGCUACUUGCUAUUAGCCACCGUUAGCGGCUUUUUCUCCAUUGUCCGUGGCCUGCACUACCUACCAGCCAGCUCUAGUCUGGACUAUUAUCGGCCAGUUUGCACUGUCUGCACAGCAAAUUUUCGACCCAGAACCUAUCGGAUUUUCUGCCGGAAUCACUGAAACACUGGAUAAUCGCAACUAGCUAGCUGCAACCAUAUGAACGUUGUUGUUGGCUAAUCAGCAUUGAGCUAGCCUUGAGUCAAGCACAUCUCCCGGCUACCUACCUCUCUGUCAACCGGACGGGACCUCGUACAGUCGACACGGAGCCCUGCCGAUCCAUCACGACUGGUCUGCCGACGUAAUCGUCUGUGGUUUCAACAGGGUUCCUGUUGCGACGACCACGAAGAUCCAUCUGCUAGCUCCGGCCCGCUAGCACACGCAAACUACAACUGUGCUUCCUGCUCGCUGUGCUGAAGCACCAAUUUGAACUGCUCUUUGACUCACAUAUUGCUGUUCACUGGACCUUAUGAUCACUCAGCUGCACAGCUGAUGCCUUCUGGACUGUUCCUUUACACGGUACCCUGUCCUGUUUAUUCUGUUUAGCCUCAGCCCAAACUUUAUCGCCAUUACCAGUUGUUGUCUUAGCUCUCUCUAAUAACACCUGUGAUUGCGUUAUGCCUCUCUCCCAUGUCAAUAUGCCUAGCCUAUUGCUGUUUGGGUUAGUUCUUUUUGUACUAUUUCACUGUAGAGCCCCCAGUCCCACUCAACCAGCCUCAGAGAGCUCCUUUGUUCCACCCCCCAUAUACGCCGAGACCGGCUCAAUCGGUGCCUCCAGUGAUGCUAUCUCUUUCAUUGUUACCCAACGCUUAGGUUUACCUCCACUGUACUCAUAUCCUUCCAUAUCCUUGUCUGUACAUAAUGUCCUGAAUCUUUUCUACAACGCCUGGAAAUCUGCCCCCUUUAUUCUCUGUACCCAACGCACUAGAAGACCAGUUCUUAAAGCCUUUAGCCAUAUCCUUAUUCUAGUCCUCCUCUGUUCCUCUGGUGAUGUAGAGGCUAACCCAGGCCCUGCAGCCCCCAGUAUCACUCCUACUCCCCAGGAGCUAUCAUUUGUUGACUUCUGUAACCGUAAAAGCCUUGGUUUUCUGCACGUUAACAUUAGAAGUCUACUUCCUAAGUUUGAGUUAUUCACUGCGUUAGCACACUCCACCAACCCUGAUGUUCUAGCAGUGUCUGAAUCCAGGCUUAGGAAGGCCACCAAAAAUUCUGAAAUUUCCAUCCCCAACUACAACAUUUUCCAUUUAGAUAGAACUGCCAAAGGGGGUGGAGUUGCAAUCUACUGUAGAGAUAGCCUACAGAGCUCUAUCAUACUAUCCAGGUUUGUGCCCAAACAGUUUGAGCUUCUACUUCUAAAAAUCCACCUUUCCAGAAAUAAGUCUCUCACUGUUGCCGCUUGCUACAGACCCCCCUCAGCCCCCAGCUGUGCCCUGGAUACCAUAUGUGAAUUGAUUGCCCCCCAUUUAUCCUCAGAGUUCAUACUGCUUGGUGACCUAAAUUGGGAUAUGCUUAACAUCCCGGCCAUCCUACAAUCCAAACUAGAUGCCCUCAAUCUCACACAAAUGAUCAACGAACCUACCAGGUACAACCCUAAAUCCGUAAACAUGGGUACCCUCAAAAAUAUUAUCCUGACUAACUUACCCUCUAAAUACACCUCCGCUGUCUUCAACCAGGAUCUCAGCGAUCACUGCCUUAUUGCCUGCGUCCGUAACGGGUCCGCGGUCAAACGACCACCCCUCAUCACUGUCAAACGCUCCCUAAAACACUUUAGUGAGCAGGCCUUCCUAAUUGACCUGGCCCAGGUAUCCUGGAUGGAUAUAGAUCUCAUUCCGUCAGUAGAGGAUGCCUGGUAGUUCUUUUAAAAGUAAUUUCCUCUCAAUCUUAAAUAAACUUGCCCCAUUCAAAAAAUACAGAACGAAGAACAGAUAUAGCCCCUGGUUCUCCUCAGACUUGACUGUCCUGACCAGCACAAAAACAUCCUGUGGCGUACUGCAUUAGCAUCAAAUAGCCCCCGCGAUAUGCAACUUUUCAGGGAAGUCAGGAACCAAUAUACACAAGCAGUUAGGAAAGCAAAGGCUAACUUUUUCAAACAGAAAUGUGCAUCCUGUAGCACUAACUCCAAAAAAGUUUUGGGACACUGUAAAGUCCACGGAGAAUAAGAGCACCUCCUCCCAGCUGCCCACUGCACUGAGGGGAACACUAUCACCACCGAUAACUACAAUAAUCAAGAAUUUCAACAAGCAUUUUGCUAUGGCUGGCCAUGCUUUCCACCUGGACAUACCCCACCUACAACCCAUGACCCCACCCCCCCCCCCACCCCCCCCCACCCACCCCCCCCCCCCCCACCCCCCCCCCCCCCCCCCCCCGAUUCUCCUUCACACAAAUUCAGACAGCUGAUGUUCUGAAAGAGCUGCAAAAUCUGGACCCCUACAAAUCAUCUGGACAUUCUGGACCCUUUCUUUCUAAACUAGCCGCCGAAAUUGUCGCAACCCCUAUUACUAGCCUGUUUCAACCUCUCUUUCGUAACGUCUGAGAUCCCCAGAGAUUGGAAAGCUGCCGCGGUCAUCCCCCUCUUCAAAGGGGGUGACACUCUAGAUCUAGAACUGUUACAGACCUAUAUCCAUCCUGCCCUGCCCUUCGAAAGUUUUUGAAAGCCAAGUUAACAAACAGAUCACCGACCAUUGCGAAUCCCACCGUACCUUCUCCGCUAUGCAAUCCGGUUUCCGAGCUGGUCAUGGGUGCACCUCAGCCACGCUCAAGGUCCUAAACGAUACUAUAACCGCGAUUGAUAAUAGACAGUACUGUGCAGCCGUCUUCAUCGACCUGGCCAAGGCUUUUGACUCUGUCAACCACCGCAUUCUUAUUGGCAGACUAAAUAGCCUUGGUUUCUCAAAUGACUGCCUUGCCUGGUUCACCAACUACUUCUCAGAUAGAGUUCAAUGUGUCAAAUCGGAGGGCCUGUUGUCUGGACCUAUGGCAGUCUCUAUGGGGGUGCCACAGGGUUCAAUUCUUGGGCCGACUCUUUUCUCUGUGUAUAUCAAUGAUGUCGCUCUUGCUGCUGGUGACUCUCAGAUCCACCUCUACGCAGACGACACCAUUUUGGACACUGUGUUAACAAACCUCCAAACGAGCUUCAAUGCCAUACAACACUCCUUCGGUAGCCUCCAACUGCUCUUAAACACUCGUAAAACUAAAUGCAUGCUCUUCAAUCGAACGCUACUGGCACCCGCCCACCCGACUAGAGUCACUACUCUCCACGGGUCUGACCUAGAGUAUGUGGACAACUACAAAUACCUAGGUGUCUGGUUAGACUGUAAACUCUCCUUCCAGACUCACAUUAAGAAUCUCCAAUCCAAAGUUAAAUCUAGAAUCGGCUUCCUAUUUCGCAACAAAGCCUCCUUCACUCAUGCUGCCAAACAUGCCCUCGUAAAACGGACUAUCCUACCGAUCCUUGACUUCGGCAAUAUCAUUUACAAAAUAGCCUCCAACACUCUACUCAGCAAAUUGGAUGUAGUCUAUCACAGUGCCAUCCGUUUUGUCACCAAAGCCCCAUAUACUACCCACCACUGUGACCUGUACGCUCUUCUUGGCUGGUCCUCACUACAUAUUCGUCGCCAAACCCACUGGCUCCAGGCCAUCUAAAAAUCACUGCUAGGCAAAUCCCCGCCUUAUCUUAGCUCAUUGGUCACCAUAGCAACACCCACCCGUAGUAUGCGCUCCAGCAGGUAUAUCUCACUGGUCAUCAAAGCCAACACCUCCUUUGGCCGCCAUUCCUUCCAGUUCUCUGCUGCCAAUGACUGGAACGAAUUGCAAAAUCUCUGAAGCUGGAGACUCUUAUCUCCCUCACUAACUUUAAGCAUCAGUUGUCAGAGCACCUUACCGAUCACUGCACCUGUACACAGCCCAUCUGAAAUUAGCCCACCCAACUACCUCAUUCCCAUAUUGUUAUUUAUUUUGCUCAUUUGCACCCCAGUAUCUCUAUUUGCACAUCAUCUCUUGCACAUCUAUCAUUCCAGUGUUAAUACUAAUUGUAAUUAUUUUGCACUAUAGCCUGUUUAUUGCCUUACCUCCAUAACUUGCUACAUUUGCACACACUGUACAUAUAUUUUCUGUUGUAUUUUUGACUUUAUGUUUUGUUUUACCCCAUACAGUGGGGAGAACAAGUAUUUGAUACACUGCCGAUUUUGCAGGAUUUCCUACUUACAAAGCAUGUAGAGGUCUGUAAUUUUUAUCAUAGGUACACUUCAACUGUGAGAGACGGAAUCUAAAACAAAAAUCCAGAAAAUCACAUUGUAUGAUUUUUAAGUAAAUAAUUUGCAUUUUAUUGCAUGACAUAAGUAUUUGAUCACCUACCAACCAGUAAGAAUUCCGACUCUCACAGACCUGUUAGUUUUUCUUUAAGAAGCCCUCCUGUUCUCCACUCAUUACCUGUAUUAACUGCACCUGUUUGAACUCGUUACCUGUAUAAAAGACACCUGUCCACACACUCAAUCAAACAGACUCCAACCUCUCCACAAUGGCCAAGACCAGAGAGCUGUGUAAGGACAUGGGCUACAGGACAAUAGGCAAGCAGCUUGGUGAGAAGGCAACAACUGUUGGCGCAAUUAUUAGAAAAUGGAAGACGUUCAAGAUGACGGUCAAUCACCCUCGGUCUGGGGCUCCAUGCAAGAUCUCACCUCGUGGGGCAUCAAUGAUCAUGAGGAAGAUGAGGGAUCAGCCCAGAACUACACGGCAGGACCUGGUCAAUGACCUGAAGAGAGCUGGGACCACAGUCUCAAAGAAAACCAUUAGUAACACACUGCGCCGUCAUGGAUUAAAAUCCUGCAGCGCACGCAAGGUCCCCCUGCUCAAGCCAGCGCAUGUCCAGGCCCGUCUGAAGUUUGCCAAUGACCAUCUGGAUGAUCCAGAGGAGGAAUGGGAGAAGGUCAUGUGGUCUGAUGAGACAAAAAUAGAGCUUUUUGGUCUAAACUCCACUCGCCUUGUUUGGAGGAAGAAGAAGGAUGAGUACAACCCCAAGAACACCAUCCCAACCGUGAAGCAUGGAGGUGGAAACAUCAUUCUUUGGGGAUGCUUUUCUGCAAAGGGGACAGGACGACUGCACCGUAUUGAGGGGAGGAUGGAUGGGGCCAUGUAUCGCGAGAUCUUGGCCAACAACCUCCUUCCCUCAGUAAGAGCAUUGAAGAUGGGUCGUGGCUGGGUCUUCCAGCAUGACAACGACCCGAAACACACAGCCAGGGCAACUAAGGAGUGGUUCCAUAAGAAGCAUCUCAAGGUCCUGGUGUGGCCUAGCCAGUCUCCAGACCUGAACCCAAUAGAAAAUCUUUGGAGGGAACUGAAAGUCCGUAUUGCCCAGCGACAGCCCCGAAACCUGAAGGAUCUGGAGAAGAUCUGUAUGGAGGAGUGGGCCAAAAUCCCUGCUGCAGUGUGUGCAAACCUGGUCAAGACCUACAGGAAACGUAUGAUCUCUGUAAUUGCAAACAAAGGUUUCUGUACCAAAUAUUAAGUUCUGCUUUUCUGAUGUAUCAAAUACUUAUAUCAUGCAAUAAAAUGCAAAUUAAUUACUUAAAAAUCAUACAAUGUGAUUUUCUGGAUUUUUGUUUUAGAUUCUGUCUCUCACAGUUGAAGUGUACCUAUGAUAAAAAUGACAGACCUCUACAUGCUUUGUAAGUAGGAAAACCUGCAAAAUCAGCAGUGUAUCAAAUACUUGUUCUCCCCACUGUAUGUAACUCUGUGUUGUUGUUUUUAUCGCACUGCUUUGCUUUAUCUUUGCCAGGUCGCAGUUGUAAAUGAGAACUUGUUCUCAACUGGCUUACCUGGUUAAAUAAAGGUGAAAUAGAAAAAUUUAAAACAAAAAUGCUCUCGGGGUAUGCGAGAACACAUGGUCAGACGAGGAAAGAGCAGUAGGAGUAGCAGUGUUUUCUGUGGUAAUCCAUGUUUCCGUCAGCGCCAAGAAGUCGAGGGACUGGAGGGUAGCAUAGGCUGAGAUGAACUCUGCCUUGUUGGCCGCAGAACGGCAGUUCCAGAGGCUGCCGGAGACCUGGAACUCCACGUGGGUCGUGCGCGCAGGGACCACCAGAUUAGAGUGGCAGCAGCCACGCGGUGUGAAGCGUUUGUAUGGCCUGUGCAGAGAGGAGAGAACAGGGAUAGACAGACACAAAGUUGACAGGCUACAGAAAAAGGCUACAAUAAUGCAAAGGAGAUCGGAAUGAAAUUAACUAAACAUCUGGGAAAGCGAGAGAGUGGGGCCUCCCUCACUUACGUUUCACUGAAAUACUCAAAUAUAACUCUCUCAACUUCCACUUUAGAAAUUAUAAUUGUUAUAAACUACAUCGGUUUAAUGUUUUCUAGGAAUAGACUCUAACUUAGUUUAUUCAGCUAGCUAACUUGGUACAGUAUUCUUCCGUGAAAACCGUCCAGGGCACCGAAUCCUAUGACGCAAUAGGCAACUAGCAUGCCAGCCUCCAAUAACACGGUUUAGCACCAAUACUCGGUUACAACAAACCACCAAACAGAUCAUUCGUGUCCGUGUGUGUGUGUGCGCGAUGCUAAUCCAAGCUGUUCUGUGCUGUAUGUAUAUGUCUCUCCACAGGGACGUGGAGUAUAAAGACAUGCAGCUGUCUCAGGAGCAGAGUCGAGCGGCCAAACCCAGCUUAGCCUUUAAGAGUGGCCUGGCCUCCUCUCAGGACCCCCGCAAACAACUCAAAACCAAAGCAGUCAAGAUCAAGAGCAAACUCAAAACAGCCCCCUACCCUCAGGUACUAAAGACUACUGUUCCUCACACUAGAUUACUAAUACAGUUCAUAUGCAGUGUAGUACACAUACAGUAGCCUACAUACUGUACCUGUACAUUCACACGUACUAAGAUAUCAGGAUGAAUAGCUUUUGCCAGCUUGGAAAAAGAGGAGACACUGCAAACUCCCCAACGCAACGACUGUUUACUUUCCUUUUGAGAAUUUAUGAAAUAUCCCCUUCAUUGUUAUCCCAAAAAUAUAACAAGUAGGACUUGAUUCUUCGUCAAAGCUCGACAAAUGAGCUGUACACAACACUGUCUUCAUUGCCUGUCUAUGAUAUAAAAGUAUAACACCACCAUAACCUGUUGUCUAUUGCCUCCACCUCCAGCCCAACAGCACCUACCACCCAGACAAGCUAGACUGCUCCCCCCAGGGAGGGAGCUGGAAGGAGAGCCCCCCCUACCCCCUGACUCCCUGCCAGGGGCAGAUCUCAGGCCCCUCUGGAGGCCCAGAGGCUGGAGAGGUCAUGUGUAGUAGCAGCGCCCCCUAUGGCCUCUCCUUCCCCUACCCCUAUGGACACCUACCCCACAUGGACUCCCAGAGGAGGUUGCGACACACCCAGGGUUCUUCCUCCGCCUCUCCCUCCCCAUCUUCCCCUGGCCUGGCUGCCCGGCAGCUGCUCAGCUCCCUGCAGGGUCGAGGGGGAGAGGGGCGUUGGAGCUGUGCCAACGCCAAAACCCACCAUGGUACUAGCCCCGGUCACACCCUGAGGCCGUUCGCUGCAUCGUGUGCCAUCACCACAGCCACCGCAGCUGCAUAUUCAGGUAUGGCUCUGGCUCAAAAGCAUGGGGCUUCCAAAUCAGCGCUGAGGAACGCAGAGCUCUUUUUGCAUGCUUUUGAAUGCACUGCUAACUGAUACAAUCCAUUUCCAGUAGCAUUGCUACAUUUUCAAAAUAAUGCUAGCCCAGACAUUCUGGAUGUUGCUAAAUAACCAUCUAACGAAUUUAGAAACAGCUUGGAGGAAACAACAACACCCUAGGGAAGUUGAAUAUGAAUUAAAACUUCAAAAAGGUGAACUGUCACUUUAAAGUGCUCUCUUUUAAGCCUUUUCACUCUUUGUUCUCAGGUCAGAAACGUUCAUGAAAAAACAUGAAAAAUCAUUGCUGACUGUAGCAUUGGGCAAAGGCAGUGUCUGCUGCAUCGCUUACUUCCCUGCUCCUCUGAUGUCACUGCUAAACCCUAAUCAUUCUCAAGAUAGCGUUUUAGCACAGUUUCACCGUAGCAUUUUAGUCUGAAUCUCACCGUAGCGUUUAAUUUCUCCACAGCAGGCCCCACGACGAGCAGGAGGUACCCCCCCAGCGAGUCCCUCCAUGACGGCUUCUCCAGCUGCUCAAACCCGCGCCCUAACAGCAGGUUUAAGGAAGAGCCCUAUGAGCAUCACACGCUUGGCCAGAACAAGACCACAGAGGAUCGCCUGCAUUCACUGUCACAGGCUACUAAAGAGGACAGCAAGCUGCCGUUCAGUCGAGACUACCUCCACAAGGCCUCUGAGGGUGGUGGUUGCGUAGGAGGGGAGAAGCCGUUGUCCUGUCCCCUGUUGAGUAGCUCUGUGCUGGGGAAGGUGAGCUGCGAGCAGUCCCGGUCCUUCCAUGGCCUGGGCCAACCCUUCCCCAUGCAGGUUGUCCUGGAGCAGCGCAGGAGGCUGUGUAUGAUGGAAUCCCCCUACAGCCACAGUGCCACCGGCCCCCUGGAGAACACAGACAGCAAUGGGGAGCAGGGGAGCCCCAAGCUGCUGGAGCCUGAGGCGGGGGAGGAGGAGAGGAGGAUGUGGAUGGGGAUGGGGGUUGGAGUUGGGAUGGGAGUCGGGGUAGGCCUGCCGGCCCAGGCGCCGUACGUGUCUUUGAACCUCCACCACGUCUUGGCCAAACACAGCUCCUUCCAGGCCCCGCCAUAUGCUGCCCUCGGCCACUUGACGGACAGCUACGGUUACCGCGGCGACGAAAUUGGUUCUUACGACUACAAGAGCCAAAGCCCCGCCUCCAGCUCCUCCCCUGAGAUCCACAGGGAGAUCCCUCAUUACAUCGGCACGUCCGUCAUCAUCACCAACGAGAGGUGA